Messenger RNA from Enterobius vermicularis (human pinworm), 489 nucleotides. The record is from the annotation of a GenBank genome assembly. Lineage: Eukaryota; Metazoa; Nematoda; Chromadorea; Rhabditida; Oxyuridae.
AUGGCGGAGCAAGAGCAUGAUCAUGACUUCCACACUGGCGAUGCCGGAGCAGCAGCAACUUAUCCUAAACAAUGCUCUGCGCUUCGCAAAAAUGAACAUGUUAUGAUCAAGGGACGCCCAUGCAAGGUUGUUGAAAUGAGUACAUCAAAGACUGGAAAGCAUGGUCAUGCUAAGGUUCAUCUCGUUGCAAUUGAUAUUUUUACUGGGAAGAAGCUUGAAGAUAUCUGCCCAUCUACCCACAAUAUGGACGUUCCUGUUGUAAAGCGCAAAGAAUAUCAGUUGCUUUCCAUCAACGACGAUGGUUAUGUCAGUCUUAUGGACCUCGAUACAUGUGAUACGAAAGAUGAUCUUAAGCUUCCGGAAGCGGAUCUUGGUGAACAGAUCAAGCAAGCUUUUGAGAAGGACGAGAACGGGAUUCUUUGUCUUGUUGUUUCUGCUUGUGGCGAGGAAGCUAUUCUUGGUUUCAAAAAUAUGCCCAAUAAGGAGUAG